This is a messenger RNA of Nothobranchius furzeri (turquoise killifish), 749 nucleotides long. RefSeq names its product retinol binding protein 1a, cellular (gene rbp5). Gene Ontology annotation, biological process: fatty acid transport. The record is from RefSeq and is a predicted model, not a curated record. Gene Ontology annotation, molecular function: fatty acid binding. Lineage: Eukaryota; Metazoa; Chordata; Actinopteri; Cyprinodontiformes; Nothobranchiidae. Gene Ontology annotation, cellular component: nucleus; cytosol.
CUUUAAGGAAGGAAGGCAGCUGCAUCAUUUCUAUUCAGAUCCGUGUGAUUCUGAGGGCUUUGUUCCUGAAAAGGUUACGCAAGAGAAAGUGAUCUCAAAGUUCAAAGGAGGAAAGCACCGAUUCCUGUCUUUCUGUGGGGAAAAAGGAGCCGAAGAAGAAGAAGAUGUCUAAACCUAAUUACUCUGGGACGUUUCAUAUGAUAGAGCAGGAAAACAUGGACGAGUAUCUCGCUGCUUUAGACAUAAAUUUCGCCUUGAGGAAGAUUGUGUGCCUGCUGAAGCCCACCAAGGAGAUCACCCACGACCCUGCCUCGGGAGCCAUGAGGAUUCGUACCCUCACCACCUUCAAGAACUUCAACAUGGACUUCACUAUAGGAAAAGAAUUCACCGAAGACCUGGGGCCUGUGGACGGCCGUACCUGUCAGACCACGGUGGACUGGGCAGGAGACAAGCUGGUUUGUGUGCAGAGAGGAGAGAAGGAAGGACGAGGCUGGACUCACUGGCUGGAAGGAGACAAGCUCCACCUGGAGAUGAGAGUUCAAGACAUCGUCGCCAAGCAAGUCUUCAAAAAGGCUGAUUGAAGUUUCUGCAGAUGCGCUGCAGCCAUCUGCUAAGCAGUCAGUACCAGAACUGAAUCAUAGCAUUUUUAUUAUAGUCCCUAACAAAUGAUACCGAUACCAUAAAAGAAGGUUUGUUUUUUGGAGAGUGUUCUGAUUAAUUGUAAUAAAAUAGCAAAAAUGACUAAACAU